Paramecium sonneborni is the source of this 1289-nucleotide messenger RNA. Lineage: Eukaryota; Ciliophora; Oligohymenophorea; Peniculida; Parameciidae. The record is from the annotation of a GenBank genome assembly.
UAUAAUUAUACAAAGUUCCUAUCAUGCAAAGCUGUAAAAGAAUUAUUCAUUAUGAUUUUCAAUAAAAAAUAUGAUACUGCCUAAGAACAAAUUCAUAAAAUACUUUAUUAGGAAAACCUUUUUUCUUAGUGUUCAAAGGAAUAUAUAAAAUUAUUGCAUUAUCAAUCCAUUUUAUAAAUAAACGAUCGAAAUUACUAAGAUGCAGAAAUCAAUAUUCAAAAUGCUAUGCUCCAAUCCAAAUUGAUAAAUGAAAAAGCUUACCAUAAUUAUUUGUAAAAUAUUCAAUAGAAAUAAGAACUUUGUAUUAUUUAUUAAUUUCUUUUACUAAUGUCAAUGAAAUACAUUGGAAAAUUAAGAAAUUUAAGAAGCAUAAUUUCUUAUCAGAUUUAUCACCUAUCUAAUAGGCUAAAAUCAUGAAUAGCUUAGCAGUAUAUAUUAAUAGUAAUCGAGAUUGGCAAUUUAUUCUCAGUUUCUAGUUCAUUAAUUGAUAGUGUACAAUUAUUAAAACAAGCAGCCGAGUUAUAACCAAGUUUAUCAUGUAAUUAUUCAAGAUAAAAUAGCUACUAAUUAUUAUAAUAUUGCAGCUAUUUAUUAUUUAUUUGGUUAAUCUUCAGAUAAAAAUGAUAUCAUUAUUGAAAAUCUAAUUUAAAGUUAUAAAAGUUUAAAACAACAAUCAUAAGAUGUUAAUAACCUUGAAGAUUUAUGGAUUUCUUACAAUUUAAUAGAAUCAAAUGAAUUUACUCAAAAAGAUAUUAAAAUAUUAUUGUUGUUGGCUUAACAAUUGUUCUUAAACAAAUAAACCAAAUUAGGCUUAUAGUUCUUAAACUUAAGUAAUAAAAUUAUAACUGCAAAUUCCGCAUUUUAAAUAUAUAAACCUGAAAUGAACUUUAUUUAUGCAGCCUAUUUUCUUGAUUAAAAAUAAGUUGAAAAUUGUACUGAUAUAUGUAGAACUAUAUUAUAAACUAACGUACACCCUGUAAAAUUUUAUUGAUAUUUAGAUUCAAGAUUAAAUUAAAUUGAAUUCUUUAAGACUUGCAAACAAAUCCACUACUAUAAUUACAAAACCAAUUGUAACCUCAUAAACAUAAAAUAAAAAGUCCUAUAGAGGUAUAAAAUUAAAAAGUGAGUUUCAGAACAUUGAAGCUUAAGAGAUUGAAUUAUAAAAAUAGUUCAAUCUUUAAAAAUCAUCUUCAUAUUAUUAUUAAUUUAAUUCUGAUUUCAAAGAAUUAUUUAAUAUUAAAUAUAUUGAGUUAGAUAUUAAAAAUAAAAUAGCAAAAAUGCUUUAGUGA